GUAUGGAUGCUGAAGACAACGUUGCAGCCGCAAACCGAAGCAAAACGUGUACUUCGGUGCUAUCUGCGCUGCAGAAGAUACGAGAUGCACCUGGCCAUAUGGGGUGCGACAUAGGAGGAUCCCUGGCCAAAAUGGUGCUGGCGCUGCCAGAGCAUCAGGCUGCACAGUACCGCUUUCCGGAAUCCUUCGGGACUAGCGGCCGGACGCAGAACCACUUGGAGAUGACGAUCGAGCUUCACGGGACGAAGUUCGUCCUUCGAUUCAUCUCAGGAUCCACCUCUCAGCUCGAGAUGGCUGUCGCCCACUUGGGCGACCGCCGCCGCGACUUCGGCCGCAGGGCCACUAGUGAGCCGUUGACCUGUGAUGAAGACUCCGAUGAAGGGGAUCGAAACCCAAAGCCGACUCGCGCCACGUCUGGAGACACCGGAGCGAUGCGCGCCGUGUCGGAAGUCAUGGGCGAGUCACCCAGGUUCACGCGAACGUUCUCGAGCUGGUCCGACGAGGUCUUUACUUCCUCAGACCGCCCUUUCAGGCGCAUGGCCACUGCUGGAGGGGGCGCCUGCAAGUUUGCGCCUCUUUUCCGAGAAGCAUUGCGAGUAGAGCUGGAGCCUGUACGCGAGAUGGCUGCAAUGGUGGACGGGCUCUUGCUCCUGGCACCACCACAGUGUCUCACAGGCACAGACGGCACUGGCGGUAGCAGUGGAGAUGGCACCCAGCAAGACAUCUUCACCAUCACGGAGGAUGGUGCGACCAUCACAAGACCGUGGCCUGAGCCGCUGUUUCCGAUGAUCUUGGUCAUCACGGGAACCGGUGUUUCGAUUCUGCGUGUCGACUCUGCAGCCCCUGGUGACUUCGUCCGCGUUGGUGGUACGGCCUGCGGCGGAGGUACCUUCUUGGGCUUGGCACGCAUGCUCACUUCAGCGAAGAGCUUCGACGAGGCUCUCAUCCUCGCGGCAGAGGGCAAUGCACAGAAUGCAGACAAGCUGGUCAGCGACAUCUACGGCGAGGAGGGUUGUGUGACAUUAGGCCUUCCGGGCAACCUCACAGCUUCGAACUUCGGGAAGCUUGGCGAGAUGAGCGAGGCAAAAUGCUCGGAGCGCGAUCUGGCUCGGUCCCUCUUGCAGAUGGUCACCCAGCAGUCGGUCCUUCUGGCCUCCGCGCAUGCGAAGAUGGCAGGAUGCAUCGAUCGGGUAUUCUUCGCCGGAGGCUUCGUCGACGAGAAGAACUGGAUCGCACGCAAG
Molecule: messenger RNA, 1241 nt
Organism: Symbiodinium necroappetens
Lineage: Eukaryota; Dinophyceae; Suessiales; Symbiodiniaceae
Source: the annotation of a GenBank genome assembly